Molecule: messenger RNA, 2298 nt
Organism: Spinacia oleracea (spinach)
Lineage: Eukaryota; Viridiplantae; Streptophyta; Magnoliopsida; Caryophyllales; Amaranthaceae
Exons: 3
Coding region: 1-2298 (765 amino acids)
Source: RefSeq, a predicted model, not a curated record
AUGUUCCACUGCAAUCUCUCCACCAUUAAGACAGUGGGUAGACAAUAUACCUGGAACAAUAAGCAAGAAGGGGAGGCAAGAGUUUUUUCAAGAAUUGAUAGAGUUUUGGCCAAUACUAGCUGGUUGGAUCUAUUCCCUACUACAGAAGCAAACUACCUCCCUGAAGGUGAGUUUGACCAUAGCCCUAUGUUGCUUUGCUUUCACAAAAAUGAUAACUUAAAAAGGCCUUUCAGAUUCUUUAAUAUGUGGGCUAAUGCUGAGAACUUUAUUGAUGUUGUUCAAACCAAUUGGGAGAAACCUCUGUUUGGUUGUACCAUGUACAGAAUCCUACAGAGACUCAAGUGGUUAAAGGUGGACCUAAAGAAAAUGAACAAGAAGGGUUUUAGUAAUGUUGAAGCUGAAAACACCAAACUCUACUCUAAUUUACUACAAAUCCAAGCUAGAUUACAUGCCACCCCAAAUGAUGGAAGCUUGGCUGAUGCUGAAAAGUUAGCUGCAGCUGAUUAUAAACAGGCUCACAAUGCUUAUAUGUCUUAUCUCCAUCAGACAGCCAAGAUUAAUUGGCUAGCUCAGGGGGAUGAGAACACUAGAGUUUUCCACCAGAGUAUCAAGCAGAGAAGAAGACACAAUACAAUUCACUCAAUUCAGAACAUGCAAGGUGAUAGGGUCACAACAAUUGAAGGGGUGAAAGAUGCCUUCACUCAGUUCUACUCUGAUUUGUUCUGUACUCAAAUGGAACACAGAACUCAUGUCAAACCUGUGAUUAUUAGUAGAGGGCCAACACUUAAUGAGUCUCAGAAAUCCUUGUUGGAUUGUGUUUUCCCAAUGGAUGAUGUGAAGAAGGCUCUAUUUUCGAUUCCUAACCACAAGGCUCCUGGAAUGGAUGGCUACAAUAGCUAUUUCUUUAAAACUGCUUGGCAUGUUGUCAAAGAUGAUCUCUAUAAGGCAAUUACUGACUUCUUUACCACAGGGAAAAUCCUCAAAGAAGUUAAUGCUACAUCAAUUACUCUAGUCCCUAAAAUCCCAGUUCCAGCAGCUGUGGGUGAUUUCAGGCCAAUAGCUUGUUGUUCUGUCAUCUACAAGUGCAUAUCCAAACUCAUCUGCAGCAAGCUCAGUUUGGUGCUUCCUGAGCUAAUCUCUCCCAAUCAGGGAGCUUUUGUUUCUGGUGACAUUACUUCAGUUAGUCUGCUCUUGGAAAGUUUUAACCUAUUCUCAAACACUACUGGCUUGCAAGCAAAUCCCUGCAAAUCCUCAGUAUACUGUUGUGGUAUCUCUAAUACUGACAAAGAAGGAAUCAGCGUUGUUUCUGGUUUCAGCUUUGGAGAGCUACCUUUUAGGUACUUGGGUGUACCAAUCAGUACCAGGAAACUUCAGGCUGGUGAGUGUGACCAACUGGUGAACAAAAUGGUUGCUAGAAUUAAAAUUUGGAGCUCAAGACAUCUUUCUUUUGCUGGAAGAAUGCAGCUUGUUAACUCAGUUCUAAUGAGUGUCAGUGUGUACUGGUGCCAGAUUUUCAUCCUUCCUAAGAGUGUUAUUAGGAAAAUUAACUCUAUAUGCAGAGCCUAUCUUUGGCAUGGUACGUAUGAUGAUAGCAGGCCCGGUCCAGUGGCAUGGAUUAACCUGUGUGUUUCAAAAACACAGGGUGGGCUUGGGUUUAGAAACCUUGCUAUUUGGAACCAAGCAGCUGUUGGAAAACUGGCAUGGUCCAUUGCUCAGAAAGAAGAUAAUUUAUGGGUAAAAUGGGUGCAUGCAGUCUAUGUUAAACAGAAGAACUGGUUGGUGUACAUGCCCUCUAUUGCUGCUAGUGGGGCAGUAAAGUAUCUCUGCAAAGUCAAACUUGAUUGUACCAAUAGGCUGCAUUCUGACUCUUGGCUGACAACCACAAAAUACUCUAUUGGUGACAUGUAUAAGCAAUUGAGUGAGCAACAGGCUAAGACCAAUUGGUCUCAUUUUAGAAUAGCUCUCAUCUGUUUUUCUCCUGUCACUACAGCACUGAAUGUUGUAGGAAAGUUCUGCACUGGUUGGGGGUUCAACACUCACAGAACAAGCUUGUUCAUGAUCCUCAAAUGGGCUCAUAGGCACUGUGUGGGUGGUUUUAGAAGGAGAGUUUGUUAUGCUGCUGUUGCAGGGGUGGUUUAUCAGAUUUGGAAGGCAAUAAAUUCAGCUAUUUGGGAUGUUAAGGUUCCAUCUCUGGAUAGCAGUGUUAACUGUAUUCAGUUUGAUGUUAGACAUAGAAUUAAGAGUAUCCUAGGUAAGAAAGUGAGUACUAGAGACAAGGAUUGGUUAUAUUCCUUGUAA